Molecule: messenger RNA, 2121 nt
Organism: Salpingoeca rosetta
Lineage: Eukaryota; Choanoflagellata; Craspedida; Salpingoecidae
Exons: 4
Coding region: 349-1368 (339 amino acids)
Cellular component (GO): intracellular membrane-bounded organelle; membrane
Molecular function (GO): heme binding
Source: RefSeq, a predicted model, not a curated record
GUUUGCGUCAUGCCAUUCCACAUUUGCCGCAACAGCCGUCGUCAGCUUUGCUUCGCUGGCUGGUGUGUGCUGUUUUCGUAAUCGCACACCUGCUGUCGCGCUCUCUCACUUCGCGCUCGCCACACGCGUAUCAUCAUCACACCACCACGCUCACCCCAACCAGCCAACCAACCAACACCAACACCAACCUGUGUCACAUCACACCCGUUGACUGUGCUCCAUUACUCAAGCAACACACAACAGCCCGCUUCCCGCAACAGAAGAAGCAGCGAUCUCGUUCAUCCGCUGCCCCCUUCCCUCUCCACACCUCCAUUUAUUGCCCUGCUCCGCAUCUCAACCAAACACCCAAUGUCUUCCGUGUUCGACGACGAGGAGAGCAACGACUGCGCGCUGCAGCCGUGUGAGAACUGCGAUUGCCUGCUCUCACGCCAACACCACCACAGCCACCCUCGUCCAGAGACAGGCCACGCCCUCGCCGCAAAGCUUGACAACGCGCUCCACCUCUCCGUCGCCCAGCGCAUCAACGGCGGCAGCAGCAGCAAUCCCACAGUCCCUGCUUCGCCCGCCAAGCGCUGUCACUCGUGCCCAUCAGGCAUCUGCUCUGGGUGUAAUCCUGUUUCCAGCGCCAACACAAACGCCGCCAUGCCGCCCGACACGUCUGCGCAUCUCCGCCAAUCUCUGACAAUGGCGGCGACCGCAGCAACGAAACCCGCCACCCCUGUCCCCCUCGCAGCCUACGUCCCGGCACCAUCUGACUCCGCUUCCUCUCCAGCUUCCACAGCUGCGUCGACCGCAGCUGCAUCAUCGUCGUCGUCGUCGUCGGCGAGGCCGCGGCGGCGAAGCUCCCGCAACACCAGCACGAGCAGUGCGCACGGCGACUCGUCCUAUUCGAUUGGCGUCGACGUUGGCGCCGUGUUUCGUGACCCAAUGUGCGACGCCUGCCCGGACUGCGAUGACGUGUGCGGCCUUCCCUCCUGCGAUGCAUGCACGCUAAAGGCGAAGCAUGUUGAGAAGCGCGCCUGCUCUCGCCGUGGCCGCGGCUGCCAGAAGAACGUCUUCACCAUGUGCCAAGUUCAGCGACACAACUCGGCCAGUGACUGCUGGCUGGUUGCGCAUCGCAAGGUGUAUGACGUGACGGCGUUUGUGCGCAACGACUUCCACCGCGCUGGCAUGCAAGCCAUCAUCCGCAAAGGCGGCACAGAUGUCACGCGCGACUUUGACUUUCACUCGUCCAAGUCGAAGAAGCAGCUCUGGUCAAAGUAUCUGAUUGGCGUCGUUGCAAAGUGCCCGUCUGAGGCGCCACAUGUGCCGAAGAAGGGUGGCAGUAAGGCAUCCACGCUCAAGAAACUCUUCCACCUUGCUUGGUGACACGACACGUACCACACACCCCUCCUCCUCCUCCUCCUCUCAUCGUGGUUACCACCACAUCGUGUGUCACCUCAAAUCACUUUCCGUGUAAUCAACCCUCGGCUUUCAUGUCAUUGUUUUUGCUUCGUUAAGACACCGUCUAUUCUAUGCCUGCUUGCUUUAUAUCCCCUCUUAUCUCCAUCUCUUUGCUUGUUGCCCCAGGUUACAGGCUGUUGUUGCUUCUCCUCUGCUAAUGCACUCGUUACCCUGUGCACUCUACAUUCUGCUUUGCUUCAAUACCUGAUGCUUGUUGCUUGGUGUUUUGACCCUUCCUUCUUCCUUCUCUCGUCCACGCCUGUGUGGCUUCAUGCUUCGCCGUGUAUUCCUUCAUGCAUUUUAGCUUCCCUCCUCUGCCCCGCUUACGCGGCAGCUUCUAGGUUCUCUUUCCUUCCCUUGCAUCCACCCCCCCCCCUUUUUGACGUGUUGCUCUGCUGUGCUCCUUGUGUGUGCAUUCUCCGAUGAUUGAUGGUCGUGGCUUCUCACCACUACCAUCCCAUCAACAACACCACCAACUCACUGCAAGCGUUGUUGGAGUUGUACGGCCGUGCUGUGCCCUGCCUUUGUCCAAACAAAGAGUUUUGCUGUCGUUGGGCUCGCUUUGUUGGCUGGUGUAAUCUACUCAGCUUCACGAUGAUGCUAGGAACGGCGCUGUGUUGUUGUGAUGCUGCACCUCCGACAAGCAGUACACACAGAAACAGUCAACUUAACCACGUA